GAGCACGGACCUGCGCCAGCGGCCGCGCUUUUGUCGGGGAGACGUCGGCGGCGCGGCGCGCCGUGCGUCACGGCGCAAAUCCGCUGCGCCCGCCCCGCCCGGCCGCGCGCCGUUGCCAGGGAGACGACGGCGGCCGCGGCCAUGGAGCCGAGGGUGGUGAAGCCGCCCGGGCAGGACCUGAUGGUGGAGCGCCUCAAAAGCCGCUACGGCGUAUGGAGCGGCUGCCCCGCCGAGCCCGGGCGCCGGCGGCCGGACGUGGCGGAGUGGCGACGGCGGCCUCCCUGCACCCCAGAGGACUUCGGUUUCUGCUCACGUGGAGAUGAAGCUGGUCCGUCGCUGAGAUGUUACUCUGAUGAGAGGAGGCGCGGCCCCGCAUCCCCCCGUGGUGCCCUCAAGCGUGGGACCGUCAGAUGGCAAGAUGAGGAACUGGAUUCUUUUCAAGAUUUAAAACAACGGGAAACAGAAGAAGAGUUCAUUGGGAAUGAUCAUAGGGUUAGUACCUCCGAAAUAAACAAGCAGUCUUUUAAACAGAUAAACAAAGCAGUUGCUGAACCAACUAAUUUGGCCUCAGAUUCAAGGAACUGGACUGACUGUUGCAGUGACGCUAGUGAGUCUCCUUUGAAACGUGUCAGCUCCCCAGCGUCCAGAGCCUCAAACAAGCAGGGUGUGCUUCCACGUCAGGUCAACCAGAUCUACGAUGAGUUACUCCAGAUACACCAGAAACUGCAGUGUGGAACUGCAGCACAACAGGAAUUUGCUGAAGAGCUUCAAAAGCGAGAACGUUUUCUGGCUGAGAGAGAAGAGCUGCUUUUCAGACAUGAAAGUGCCUUGAAUAAAAUUAAAGGUGUCAAAGAAGAGGUUCUCACAAGGUUCCAGACCCUGAAGGAGCAACAUGAUGCAGAAGUUGAGCGCUUAACUGAAGUUCUUAAGGAAAGAAAUAAAGAAAGCAGGAGGCUAAGGUCCUCUUUUGAUGCAUUGAAAGAAUUGAAUGAUAGCUUAAAAAAACAGUUAAAUGAAGUAAGUGAAGAAAACAGGAAGUUGGAGGUUCAGGCUAAGAGAGUUCAAGCUCGUUUAGAUAAUUUACAGAGGAAGUGUGAGUUUAUGACAAUACAGAGAUUGAAAGGAAAUCCCCACGCCGCUCACGAAGCAAAAAGUUUAAAACAGGAAAAAGUACCAGUUUCAAAACCUCAUAAGGUACCACUUAAUGGACAAGUUUAUGAACUUUUAACUGUCUUCAUGGACUGGAUUUCGGAUCAUCACCUUAGCAAAUUGAAACAUGAAGAAUCUGGAAUGGAUGGUGAAAAGGCACUACCCACAUUUGCUUCUCAGAGAAAUGAUAUUCAGGAGAAGUGUGUGAAGCUUUUGCCUGUGAUGACAGAGCAGCUACAGUGGAUGCCUUUUGUGAAUGCCAAGCUUCACGAGCCUUUUGUAAAGUUUAUAUAUUGGUCUCUAAGGCAGCUCGAUGCCGGAACACAGCAUUCGACUAUGACGUCAACAUUGAGGCGACUGGGUGAAGACAUAUUCAAAGGAGUAGUGACCAAGGGCCUUCAGGGUAAUUCUUUCGAGCAUUCUGGGGAGAGUAAACCAAAGACAGCUGCUUUCUUUAAGAGCUCCAGUUUACCACUGAGAUUUUUAUCAACUCUAAUUGUUCUCAAAACAGUCACACAAGCCGACUACCUGGCGCAGGCGUUUGACUCUCUGUGUCUGGACUUGAAGGCGGAUGAAGGGAAGAGCCUGUUCCUGGAGUACCAGGCUGUCCCGGUGGUGCUGAGCCACCUGAAGAUUUCCAGCAAAGGGCUCCUGUCCUGCGUCGUCGACAGCCUGCUGCAGAUGACAGUGGAAUCCAGGUUCCUGCAGCCCUUCCUGCAGGUGUGCAGCUGCUCCCUCUUCUUCCGAACCUGCUCGGUGCUGCUCCGGGGCCCGAAGCUCGACCUCCACAUCCUAGAGAAGCUCAGCAUCAUCCUACAGAAACUGUCCAAAAUCAAUGCAGCGCUGGGCUGGUUCAGCUCCUCUGCCCGCCCCGCCCCCAUCCCCUCGCCUGUGACUUCCAUGGCAGCGAACCUGGGUGUCUCGCCAGGCCUCAGCAUGCAGGGAUGGUGAAUACAACGCAUCCUGAAAUUCCUUGUGGUUGUGUGACCGCAGGUCCGUCUCUUCUGUUUGGUGUCGCACACCGUACCGCACUGUAGGGAAUUAUUGUCAAAUUGUAACCUCAUACGCAACUCACCAACUUACGAGUUUAGCUCUGGUAUCAGCUAAACUUGUCAGUUCGUUGUCUUCCUUUGCCUGCAGGCCGACGGGCUGUGAUUGUCUCGAUUUGUAAUCAGUAAAUUCUCGAGGAGGCCUGUUGCCAGUUUACCCUCUGUGGUGGCACAAGGCUGCAGUGGCGUCACUUAGGUUUAAUUCCUUCUCAGCUCUUAAUCCCUGGGCUUUGUUGAAGUAGUGCCCAGUGCAGCUGUGUCCUUGGGCCAGAGUGCUUUACGGCUGGCAAUGUGUUUUGUAGUCCGUGUUCAUUUCAGACAUAGAUGAAGAACUAGAACGAAGCUUGAAUGAGGAGUUGGGAGAAGCUGACGCCCAAGCAAGUCUCAGGGUAAAUCUGUAAACCCUUCUGUAUCGGGUGGUGGUCACUGGGGUUACUGGAGAGGCAAACAGAUGGAUGUACACAAGGAAAUGGGAAAUACGCUACCAGGUGUCAUUCUCACUGAUCGAAAGUGAAGUUACUGAUUGGUUACUAUGCAGAGGAUGGUUGCAAAGGUAUUUUGGAGCCAAGUCAAGAGGCCAGGUAAUAUUCUGCUGCGUUAGAAAGCCCAGCUUACUUAAAAUAAGGUGGUCAAGUAUUUCACUCUUUCCGGCUGUGAGGGAAAAGUCCGCUCCAGUAGUGAAUAGGGUGCACGUUUCAGGAUGAUAAAAUAUUCUCUUUUCUCCUUGAAUACUUUUCCACUUUAGGCCUAUUUCAUACAAGCUAUUUUGUUUGUCUUGGCAUGUUAAUCCUUUAGUUAUCCAUUUCCCCACACUUACACAUAACGUAUCUCUCACUGUUCCUAAGUGUGUAAUUAAAUUAAUGUGCUCAUUCUCUUACAGGAGUAAUAAGAAGCUCUUUGAACUCUUUACAGUUCAUCUGAUGCUUCAAGAAAUACAAAGGACGACACAUCCAGAGCAUGCAUUUCUCUGUAUUAACCUGAAUUCAA
This is a messenger RNA of Orcinus orca (killer whale), 3185 nucleotides long. RefSeq names its product coiled-coil domain containing 138 (gene CCDC138). Lineage: Eukaryota; Metazoa; Chordata; Mammalia; Artiodactyla; Delphinidae. The record is from RefSeq and is a predicted model, not a curated record. The transcript is spliced from 15 exons. Bases 142 to 2100 code for a protein of 652 amino acids.